Halichondria panicea is the source of this 1463-nucleotide messenger RNA. RefSeq lists its product as uncharacterized. The transcript is spliced from 5 exons. Bases 69 to 1370 code for a protein of 433 amino acids. Gene Ontology annotation, biological process: signal transduction. NCBI's taxonomy places the organism in Eukaryota, Metazoa, Porifera, Demospongiae, Suberitida, Halichondriidae. Gene Ontology annotation, molecular function: protein binding. The record is from RefSeq and is a predicted model, not a curated record.
UGGGGAAUUCCCCUCUUUAGAUGGACUGCACUGCUGAAUCAUAACUGAUCAGCACAAUAAUUAUAAUUAUGGCAUCUUUGAUGGCCUGUAUAGAGGAGAACGGUCCUCACCUCUACUCGUUUGAGUGUCACAGCUCUCUAUUACCCAAGAGUGGGAAGGUCUCAGCCAGCUACACCAUCCAUGACAACCACCUUCAAUACUCGAGUGCCAAAAAGGAGUUUACCGAGGCUGACAGUGAGAGACUGUUCCAGUACAUUGCUGACCUCGACUACAAGGAGGGGGGCGUAGCACCUGUCAGAAAAGAGGGCGUGACAGACGACUCCGAGGAGGAGGAGAGUGAUGUAGAGGAUGAACGAGAGUCCUCAGAACCUUUUGCCUUCAAGAUACACUAUACUGACAGUACAUCCCCUGCCGUAUGGAGUCACCAUGCUAGUGCGUGUAGCGGUGUGGUGGAGAGACUAGUAUGCCUACAACAGUUGACGGAGCUCCACCUCUCAGAAUGUCCUCUCACCAACGACUCAGUCUACCGGAUACAGUUUGGACCAGCGUACAAUCUCAAGGUGCUGAGACUGGAGAGGUUGUGUCUACGUCGACUCCACCCUUCCAUUGGCCGUCUACGCAGUCUACAAGAGCUCUCUCUCUCUUACAACCGACUCACUGACCUUCCCCUCACCAUUAGACUGCUAAGGAACCUACGACGAUUAGACAUCACUGGCAACCCAUUCUCUCGACUACCAGGAGCAGUCUACCACUUAAAACUGGAGUCUAUUAUCGGCCUUAACGAGUGUCCGCUUAAGAAAGAUCGACCCUCAGGUUGGUGCUCGAGUAUGAACUUGGAGAUCUCGUGGAGGAAGCCGCUGAGUAUUCGUACUCCUCCCAGAGAGGAGGUAGCCAGUCUGCAAGAGUGUUGUGUUCAAAUGGCUGUAGGUAUGGAUUGCUGGCAGCUGGAACUGCAGGAGAGGUACACACAGAGGUUGACUGACAUGGCUGAGACGCAGGGUCUCUGUCAGAACUGCCUCAAAUCAGUCAGGAAACUUACCAUUCAACACGAAUCAUUAGGCUACACAAUUUAUGCACAGGUGGCUCUGUUCUGCAAUAUCCGUGAUGUUCCCUUCAGCUUUAUGGCUUGCUCCUCUGACUGCCUGUGGGCUACUGUGUCCACUCUAGAGAGACUAAACGAGUCCCAGAAAGCUGCUAAGAACUUCUCCAAGCUCCCAAAUUGCCACUACAAGCUCAAGUUUGUGCAGGACCUGGAAGAGUUCAGGAAAUUGCGAGCUCAGAACGUAUUGCCCAACACGUUUAAGAAGGCACAAGGCAAUCGGCCAGCCUCCCAACUACCAGCUGAACGGUCAAAGUGCACACUUUCGUGAUAUUUUAUUUGUAUGACAUUCUAUGCGUGUGUACGUGUGUGUGUAGUGUUUGUGUUUUUUAUCUCAAUCAUAACUAAUUUCAAUUCUUUUGAA